Molecule: messenger RNA, 695 nt
Organism: Camelina sativa (false flax)
Lineage: Eukaryota; Viridiplantae; Streptophyta; Magnoliopsida; Brassicales; Brassicaceae
Source: RefSeq, a predicted model, not a curated record
AAAAAUUAUAUAUAAAACCUCUCAGUUGUACAGCUUUUCUCUUCACAUAUCACUAGCAGCAAAAAAAAAAUUCUCUCUCUCCCAUAUCACACAAAAUAGAGGGAAUAAAGAAAACACAACAUGACAACAUACGGCACACAUCCGACGUCGCCUAACGACUUAGCCCCCAAACUCGAGUACAUCACCCGCGGCAACAACCAACACAACGUAAUAUCCGGCCUCGCCACACGCCGCCCUUGGAAGCAAAUGCUCGACCUCCGUUCCUUCAACUUCCCUCGCAAACUAGCCACCGUGACCUCCAGAGUCAGAGCCAACACCGUCUAUUUCCAGACCAACUACACCAUAGUCGUCCUAUUCUCCGUGUUCCUCAGUCUGAUUUGGAACCCCUUCUCCCUCCUAAUCCUACUUGCUCUGCUAGACGCUAAGCUCAAUAUCGCGGUGGCUAUCGUGGCCGGUACGACGGCUGUGUUGUCUCACGCAGCUGUUAGGAAAACUGAAGAUUUGUACCACCAAAAUGACAAAGAAACCAGUCUAUUAAACCCCUAAGAAAAUGAUCGUCAUUUCAUUAUUUGUUAGAUUAUUUCGCAUUAUGACUAUGAUUGUUUAUUUGCGUUUAGGUUCGUUUGAAUGUUUGAUUCAAUGUUAUGAAAACUAAAUAUUAAAACCAUGAUUGUACGUUUAUGAUCAUUUAAUUA